Messenger RNA from Ornithodoros turicata, 1982 nucleotides. RefSeq lists its product as uncharacterized. Lineage: Eukaryota; Metazoa; Arthropoda; Arachnida; Ixodida; Argasidae. The transcript is spliced from 4 exons. The record is from RefSeq and is a predicted model, not a curated record. Bases 4 to 435 code for a protein of 143 amino acids.
UGCAUGAAGACGAGAGUUGCCGUAGUCGUAUUUAUUUUGACGCGCUGCCUGGCAGGUGCAAUGUACUCAGUUGUGCACUUCACGGACAUGGAUGAUGUUGCUGUGGUGCCGACUGACUGGAUUUCAGACGGAAUGUCUGUGUGGCCACCAUACAAGAGCACAGCAAGGAUAACGAGAGCGGUUCGAGAGACUGAAAACCCAGGAUUAGAUUGGGAACGCUACAGCUGUAGGGUGUUGUCUUCUGCUGAUUCUUAUGAAGUUGCAAGGCGAAGAGAGAGGAGAGCAGAGGAAGUGUCGGACCUUACCACAGAUGAUGACUCUGUCAAGAAACGUACAAGGAAGGUUCCGCUCAGGCUCCUUUCAAGUUCAGAAGACGAAGAUAAUGCAGAAGUUGUCCAGAAGGCCAUCGACAGGAGUAGAGAUACAUUAUCAUGAACGAGUUCAUCCUUCGUGCCACCACCACCACCACAGAACGUAGUGCGUCAUGCCAUGUCAUCACAGAUGAAGGCCCCGAAACGCAAAGGAGCUCAGAGUGACCUCAUAGCUUUGCAGGUAAAGACUCUGAAGCUACUGGAGAACAUAUGCUCAAGGCUUGAUGACCAUUUCAAAAUUCUGAAGAGUAUCGACGGCGAACAUGUUUCUGCGGUUUCAGAGCAAACUGUGUCCAGGCUGGCGUCUCUACUACCUGUGGCUUCAACAGCUGCUCUUCAAGAUUUGGAAGAUGCAUUAGACUCCGCUGAGAGAAGGGCACCUCUUGUAAGUUCUGUACUUUUUCAAAUAUUACCUCGUUUCAUAUUAGAUCUAUUUGCCGUUCCUCACAGUUACUUGCUACCAGCUAUGCUCUGAAAUAUGGUACAGUCUGACAGAGGUUUUGGCAUGUAAAUUGAAGUCUGUCAGUUGCAAAGCAUGAAUGUGAAUGGAAUGUGGACAUGAAUUUAGAAAUGGAGUAUGUUUUGUUUGCUGGAUCUCUGUAGUAAACGGACCAUUUCAUUUUCUAGGUCUUACAACUCUCAUUAAUAGGCGGCUCUUCAGCAAAGGAUGCUAUCCGCCAUAUUAUGCGUCGUUGCAUGGUAGACUCCCUUGCUAGUGAAUAUUGUAUGACUGGGAGCAGGGAUUUCCCUACACCCCCCUCAGGGGGGGUGUACACCCUCCCUGCAUUUUUGCAACACCCCCCCCCCCCUGAAAUUUCUCAGGUGACCCCAACCAACUCGGCCACCAGCACGUUCUAGCUGGUAGUGAGUCCGGCGCAGCGAAUUACAUCAUGUACUGUCAAACUUGGGCUGUAGGACCACAGCCAUGCAGAUGAUCGUAGCAUGCAUUUCUCUAAAAUCAUUUGAAAGUGACUGUUCAAGUGACAUAUAUUGCGCGCAUAUACGAGCAAAAAUGCGUGCAGGCCCGCAAACUCAAUGUGGAUCAUGAAGAACCAUUUGCGCCCAACUCAAUCAAGCGAGGUAUACUGCUUUUUUCGUCUAAGGGUUUCACCGUUGGUUGCUAGGUUCAUUGAGCUUCGUGAGACAAGGUGCUAGUCUUUUUUCUUUGUCGGUCGUGUCAUUAUGCAUCUUAAUGUUGAAAAGCCGUUCAUGAUGAAUCUGUAUUCUAAUGUACUGUGUUCUAACAUGUACAAAUAAAACGGGAAAGCUGUGCAAAUGUCACCAUUGUGCCACGAUUCUUUCCGUGUCUAAGAAAAAUUCCGUAAGCGGAACCUUGACCAAGCAUACACCCCCCCCCCCAUUGAAAGCUCGCCCCCCCCCCAGCAAUGAAUAUCUGGGGAAAUCACUGACUGGGAGAAAGGGGAAGACACCAUUUUCCAGUCUUCGACUUCUUUCUGUGAUUACCGGUAUGGAUGGCUAUUAGCAUUUCCUUUCAGUUGAUAAAACACUGCACUAAAGCAUUUCGUUUUUUUCUUCACAGAUGCGGUUCGUGCACAUUUUCCUGAGAUAACGGACACCUCAGUCAAAGGACUUGUAGGGGAAUGGCUGCGA